Messenger RNA from Anopheles cruzii, 907 nucleotides. RefSeq names its product protein FRA10AC1 homolog. Lineage: Eukaryota; Metazoa; Arthropoda; Insecta; Diptera; Culicidae. The transcript has 4 exons. The coding region runs from base 39 to 809 and encodes 256 amino acids. Gene Ontology annotation, biological process: dephosphorylation. The record is from RefSeq and is a predicted model, not a curated record. Gene Ontology annotation, molecular function: phosphatase activity.
ACAGUCAAUGGGCCAAAAAACGGACCAAACUAAUUAUCAUGUACCACCGGAACCUUGCCCAUCUGAAUCCGUAUGAAUUGCACAAACAUCUGAUUAAUGAGUACAUCCUCACGAAACCGGGAGCAACGAAGCUGCUCGAGCGGGAUUCGUCGCGGGACAAAACCGAUCACGAUGUUAUUCGCGAGAACCAUCGCUUCCUGUGGCACAGCGAACCGGUCGAUAGCUGGGAAAAGGAGUUGGCCAAAAAGUACUACGACAAACUGUUCAAGGAAUACUGCAUUUCCGACCUGAGCCGCUACCGGGAGAACAAGGUUGCGCUGCGAUGGAGAAUCGAGAAGGAAGUCGUACUAGGCAAGGGACAGUUCAUCUGUGGCGACCGGAAGUGCGAGGAGCAGAGCGAGCUGCGUAGCUGGGAGGUUAACUUUGCGUACCUCGAACAUGGCGAGAAGAAAAACGCUCUCGUUAAACUGCGUCUCUGUCCCAAGUGCUCGGACCGGCUAAACUAUCGUUCCAAAAAGAGGGAAAUUAAACGAAUGAAGAAACGUGAGCGGAAAAUAAAAUCCUCUAAAAGAAAGAAAACAACGGAUGAGUUCCGAGAUGAUCCGGAGGCACUAUCCGAAGGGGAAGCAUCGGAAGGCGAACUGGCAACGGAAGACUAUCACAACGUACCCGAAGCGGAAACCACAGACAAGGCGUCUCAUUCUGAAGCCUGUCCUGCGGAUGAAAGCAACUGGACGAAAGGACCGGAUGUCGAAGAAAAAACUCGCGAAGAAGAGUUUGACGAAUAUUUGGAAGACCUUCUACUAUGAACGCUGUUACUAACCUAAUAGUUUUAGAAAUAUAAAAAGCAAAUUGUAUUAUACUCUAAGAGAAAAGUUCAUAAAAAAGGUUAAUUUUAACACACCAU